Messenger RNA from Ostertagia ostertagi, 855 nucleotides. NCBI's taxonomy places the organism in Eukaryota, Metazoa, Nematoda, Chromadorea, Rhabditida, Trichostrongylidae. The record is from the annotation of a GenBank genome assembly.
AGAAUACUGAUAUUAUUAAAUAUUGUUUUCUUCAAUAGUCCGAGUUCCCUUAUUUUAGUGGAAGGCGAAGACGACGCCUUUGAAGUCACUGCUGGCUGUGUUGUCACCAUCAAAGUUUUACUACAGAGGUCAAGUCUGUUGGAUCCCAUCGCAGCUGGACUAGAAGACCAAAGAGUGCAUGUGGGCGAGGAAGCUGACGGUGAUGCUAGUGGAUACAGCGAUCAGGAAGAUGAGGAAACUGCGGCGGCAGGGGAUGGCAUCAUCAAGGAGGAAGAAAUUAAGGAAGUUAAGAAGAAGAAGCCAUGGGAGAAAAAUCGUCCACAAAAGAAGAAAGGUGGUGCAAAAAAGAAACCUCAGAAACAGCAAGUGAAAAAAGGGUCAUUGUCAUUAUCAGAUGCGCCUCCCAGGUUUGAGGAAAGCGAUGUGGAAGAUGACUGGGAAGAAGGGUCUUUAAGAAAGGUAAAUUUAGAUGCCAAAUCUCAUAAGACCCAUCUAGUCCAUUGUCCACACUUCCCUUCAGAAAAAUACGAGUGGUGGUGGUUGGUGUUGACAAUGUGGGACAAGAAGCAGCGUCGACUUGUGUGCCCCACUGUGGCUUGCAAGACUUUAGUUGACGAGCAAACGGUGGAAAUGCGGUUUUCGGCGCCACCAGUGAAAGGUAUUUACAAUUACCAAUUAGCCGUUCGGUCUGACUCAUAUAUGGAUUGCGACUACAAUAAGGAUAUUAAGCUCGAAGUGAAAGAAGCGAAGGAGAUAGUGUUGCCUAAAUAUGAAGAUACCGAAGAUGAAGACGAGAAGGUGAUCGCAUCGAGUGAUGAAGAAUACACGGAAGGAUCGGAUUCCGACGAGGAGUAA